Molecule: messenger RNA, 1825 nt
Organism: Austrofundulus limnaeus
Lineage: Eukaryota; Metazoa; Chordata; Actinopteri; Cyprinodontiformes; Rivulidae
Gene: ch25hl3
Product: cholesterol 25-hydroxylase like 3
Exons: 2
Coding region: 609-1385 (258 amino acids)
Biological process (GO): lipid biosynthetic process
Molecular function (GO): oxidoreductase activity; iron ion binding
Source: RefSeq, a predicted model, not a curated record
UUGGCAUGAAUUUUAUUCCUUAUUAAUAUUAUUUUAUCUAUAAAGAAUCUCAUGAAGUCAUCACUACAUAUAGAGUUAUAGGGAGAUGCUGACAGAGUUCCUCCACCACACCAUAAAUAUAAUUAUCUCAGCUGAAAUCUCUAACAAGCUUGAUCCUGUCUGCAGGUAACACAGCUGCUGUGUUUAGUUGCUUUUACAUGGGUUGGAAACUUAUCUUCCACUUGUUUUCUGAAAUUUAUCAGGAAUUCAGCAGCCAAGCAACAGUGACAUUAGAUUAGAUAACAGAUGGUUUAAGGUUCUGAUGAUGUGACAGUCCUCCUGUCCUGAAAUCCCCUACAUUUCCAACUAACAGUUUUCACUUCUUUAGUAUUUGCGUUCAUCUCAUGUAUACAUGGGGAUUUGCCAACUCAUCCAGAAGAGAGUAAUUAAACUGCAUAAACCACAGGACAUAAAGGRGGCCCGGGGCCCCUCCUCCUGCAAGGAGCGGAGACAUUAUGUUCCUCAGCACCAUCUGCCUCCUGCCUCAGUCCGCGGAGCAGCAGCAGCAGCAGGAGAGGAAAUCUGCAGACAAGAUCAAAGAGAAGCCGUGCGCGUGACAUGUAGCCGUGAUGGAGGCUGGACACASGCACGCGCCACUCCUGCAGGGCCUAUGGGAGUGCGUGAGAGCGCGGCAGGAGGAGAUCCUGCUGGCCCCUCACCUGUCUGCGUCCUGCGCCUUCCUGACGCACGUGCUGUUCUGCGCACCUUUCCUCGCGCUCGACGUGCUGGGCAGCGUCAGCGCCCGCGUGCGGUCGUGGAGGAUAGCCGCGGGUUCGGGCCCGCCCCCGUCCCUCCGCCGGUGGUUGGAGUGUUUCUGUCGGGUCCUGYUCAGGUACAUAACGGUGGUGCUUCCCGCCACGAUGCUGCUGCAGCUGCUGAGGAGCCCCCGGGUCCCGGAGCUGGCCCCCUCCUGCCGGCGGCUCUGUGUGGAGGUCGUGGCGUGUUUUCUCUUGUUUGAUACGUUCUUCUUCAUGUGGCAUUACGUCAUGCACAGGGUUCCCUGGUUGUACCGCAGCGUCCACCAGCAGCACCACAAGCACCAYGUUCCCUUCGCUCUGGCAGCUCAGGACUCCAGCUCCGUGGAGCUGCUGUCGCUGCUGCUGCUGGCCAUGAGCAGCGUGUGGGUGCUGGGCUGCCACCCUCUCAGCGAAGCCCUCUUCCACCUCCUCAACACUUGGCUGGCCGUGGAGGACCACUGCGGCUACAACCUGCCCUGGGCCCUACACAGACUGCUUCCCUGCAUGGGAGGGGCCCCCCACCACCAAGUCCACCACAGUCAGCAGAGUGCCAACUACGCCCCUUACUUCACUCACUGGGACCAGUUGUUCGGCACAUACCGCGCAUAAGUGUGGCGUUCAACUUCUGAUUGUACUGAUUUGUGCAGCAGAAAACAAAGGAAUGCUUGAGUUACAGCAGAUUCUGACUCUGAGACUUAAAACUAUGAAACAUGGAGGAAGAAUGUCACUGAUGUCCCCUCAUGGCCCAAACAKUGAAUCAGUUUAAAUUCUAGUGUUUUUGUCAACAUGAGGCAGCUAAAAUGCACAUUUAAGGGAACAAUUGAAGGAAUGUUUUUUUUUAGCUUAUGCUUUUGUAAGAAACACGUUUUUAAUGAAUGGCAAGACACGAACCAGGAGACAAAUUCAGAUUUAGACUUGAACAUUCAAUUGCAAAGAAUAAAACCUUACAAACACCUUUAAUCAAAACCAGUGGUGGUGGGCAGCACUAAUCAAAAAAUUAGUUCCACUAGCCCUAAAACACGAACUCAAAUAUUUAGGUCCCCUAAUUC